Messenger RNA from Daldinia decipiens, 2899 nucleotides. RefSeq names its product autophagy-related protein 11-domain-containing protein. The coding region runs from base 198 to 2546 and encodes 782 amino acids. Lineage: Eukaryota; Fungi; Ascomycota; Sordariomycetes; Xylariales; Hypoxylaceae. Gene Ontology annotation, molecular function: molecular adaptor activity; protein kinase binding. Gene Ontology annotation, cellular component: extrinsic component of membrane; phagophore assembly site membrane; Atg1/ULK1 kinase complex. The transcript is spliced from 4 exons. Gene Ontology annotation, biological process: piecemeal microautophagy of the nucleus; reticulophagy; autophagosome assembly. The record is from RefSeq and is a predicted model, not a curated record.
GAGAAGCGGUUUGCUCAUUCGCGGAGAUGACGAUCUUCUUAGAAGCUUACAAGGAGAUAAGUCCAAACUAGAGAAUAAGUUGAGGACAGCUGAGAGUCGAGUCCGUCGGCUAGAAGAUCUCUUGCAUCGUCAAACUCAGGGAACGGUCUGCAAUUUUGGAGAAAGAAGCGAAUGCUCACGCCGACCUGAAAGGCCGCAUGGACGAAGUGAACUCCACGAAGCAAGAUCUUUUAGGAAAUAUGGAAGCCCUAGAGAGGGAAUUUAUGGAAGAGCGUAAAUCCUUGGAAGACGAAAUCAAAGCUCUGAAGGCCCGCCUCGAAGAGACCGAAGAUGAAAUCGAACAUUUCGGAGAAUCUAGAGAAAAUGAGAAGUUGACGUACGAUGAAAAACUCCACUCUCUCGAAGCAGAGGUCGACCGUCUUACUAAAGAGAAGAGGGAUGAUGCUCUAAGGACACAGGGACAAGUCGAGUUUUUACGUAACGAAGCUCGAGUUCAGAGAGAACGCAAUGUGUCUCUUGAGAGGGAGUUGAAGGAAUCGCGUGAAAAAGUCAAAGAGCUAAAUAAGCGAGCUGAAACUUUCUUCGACAGUAUGGACACGCAUGCUCGUUCGCUCAGGGAGCUUCACGGCCAGUUAUCUCCAACGGACGACCCUCCUCAAGACUUCGCAGAUCUUACAGAUUCCGUCGCGACCAAAUCCAACGACGUUUUGGCAAGAUUGAAAUCCCUCGAACAAGACAUAUCUCUAACGAAGGCUGAUCUAGAGCGUGCUCAGGCCACUGUUAAAGAUGUAAAAUCCGAACUACAUACUGCGAAAGAGAAGCUUUCCAGUGAAGAGAUGAGCUCGGUGCACCUGCGGGAGGCACUAGAUAAAGAAAAGACUAGAACCGCCACUCUGGAAAUGGAAGUGAACGAAGGACGAGCGCAACUCAACCAACUCCGAAUGAAGAUGACUGAGGGCGAAACAGGAUCAGAAACGCUACGGCAGAAAUUAGCAGACGAAGAAAAGAGAGUUGCGGAGCUAACCGAACAAGUAGCAUCAAAACAGUCCCAAUUAGGUAGCCUUGAAGAGGAAGUCCGAAUGUUCCAGGAGAAGCUACAGGCGUCCGAUGCUACAUUAGAAGCCCUUAAUAGUCGAUCUGAGGUACGCAAUGGUCGCACUAAAGACCUCACCCAGAGGUUAUAUACCCAGAAUGAGAGGCUAUGCAGGCUUCUCGAACGCCUUGGGUUCUCCGUGACACGCAAGGAUGGGUCGAUGGCCAUCCAAAGAAUUCCGCGGUCUGAACGGACAUCUCAAAACCCUAACGACUCGUCUGAUCCCGGCUCUUCUAUACGGCGAUCCGUCUCGUUAACAAGUAACCCCCUUGCUGAUAGCGCUGAUCUCAAGUUACUAUACUGGAUGAACGCGGAGGACUCGAAUACAGAAGAUGAGCAGUACCAGGCUUUCAUGGCCGGUCCAGGCAACUUUGACAUUGACGCCUUUUCUGAAGCCAUGUAUCGUCGCGUCAAGGAAGUGGAGCAUACUGCCCGAAAGAUGACUCGAGACGCCCGUAAUUACAGAGAACGGGCACACGAUGCUGCUAAGGAAGCUCGUGACAAGAUUGCCUUCAGGCAAUUCAAAGAAGGCGACCUAGCCUUGUUUCUUCCCACCCGUAAUCAGACGACAGGUGCCUGGGCUGCUUUCAAUGUUGGAUGUCCUCAUUUUUUCUUGCGGGAGCAGGAAAGUCACCGCUUGCGCAGCCGCGAGUGGCUUGUAGCCCGCAUAACCCGAGUUCAAGAGCGAGUAGUCGACUUAUCUAAGAGCUUGCAAUCUACCACUGCUCUUCCAUCAGAGGGUGAAACUGAUUCUGUUAAUACUGGCGACGAAAAUGACAAUCCAUUUGAUUUGUCAGAUGGUCUACGCUGGUGGCUUAUCGAUGCACACGAAGACAAACCCGGCGCCCCAUCUACCCCUGGGCUUGGAAAGUCCACCGUCGCUGCAAACAAUGUUGCAGCUGUCGCCGAUAUGCACGCACAUGGACGUUUGAGCAAGGGAAAAUCCAAACUAGGCCCUAACGGUGGAAUUGAGGGUGUUAGUAGGACCCUCAGCAAGAGUCUCGAGAGUAGGCGUAGCAGUUCAGGCUCUAAGAAGGCCCAGCCUCUUGCUGGAGUUGUCGCUGCAAAAGGCAGUGCGCUAGCUAGCGAGACAAAUAGCAUCACAAGUCCAACAGUUGGGCCAGGGGGCGCAGGGCUAAGUGGAACGCAGCAAGAAUUAACAGGGGACAAACAGACCGCCGCAGAUAAGGGCGAGCAAACCGAGCGUCGCCGAAUAGACGACAACCCCAAUACGCAGCAGCCUCAGCAGCAGAGGCCGUCGGGUCAGCCUCGGACACAAUCACAACAACAGCAACAACAACAACAACGACCCCAGCAUUCCCAACUCCGCAAGGAAAUAAGCGCUACUUCUAUCGAAAGCCCAAGCCCCGUUCGAAGGAGUAUUGUAUGGGAUUCACUGUGGAACCUAGACACCAGCGUUGAUAUGCAGGAUGAAUGGCAUAGUACAGGCUAAUAUUCCCGUAUCGUAUUUUUAUUGGGCACAGCGCUGGCGUACAAGGGUUUACUUGUCUUCGGGGGUUUUUUUUCUGGUUUCUUGUCUCAUAAUAGAUGCUUGAACACUUGGUUAUUAUUUUUUACUUUUGGGGAGGUAGUACUAAGUUGUCGUAUUAGAGAGCGAAGUAAUGGAAAAUAAUACCCAAUCCAUGACCUAAUUACUUACCUAUCGGCCAUUGCCUUCAUCUACGUCCUCCCUGCUGCCUUUUCUUGUAGUAACAAUUCAACCUUAGAAAAAUACGUGUGUCGGUUUGGAGAGCUAGUUAACCAUCCUAGGCCGAUAUACGAAAGAUCAAACUUUUAAAAGGCUUC